AUGGCUCUGGCCGGCAGGACGGCGAUGUGGUGGGUCCGCAUGCGGAGCCCCUGCCCCGCUUCCUCCUCGCUGAGUGUGCCGCCCUGGCUACCCGCGGGGCUUGCGGCGUGCGAGCGGCUGUACAGCUCCCGCAGCAAGGACAAGUUGGAUGUGUCAACAUAUCCUGUUGAAAGCAUUAGAAACUUCAGUAUCAUAGCUCAUGUAGAUCAUGGCAAAAGUACACUAGCAGACAGAUUGUUGGAAAUUACAGGAACAAUUGCUAAAACUACCCACAACAAACAAGUGCUGGAUAAGCUGCAGGUGGAGCGUGAAAGAGGAAUUACAGUGAAAGCACAAUCUGCGUCUCUGUUCUACAAGCACGAAGGAGUGAACUACCUCUUAAAUCUUAUUGACACACCAGGCCAUGUAGAUUUCAGCUAUGAAGUAUCACGAUCCCUGUCUGCCUGUCAAGGUGUCAUACUUGUAGUGGAUGCAAAUGAGGGUAUUCAGGCUCAGACAGUGGCAAACUUCUACCUUGCCUUUGAAGCACAGCUUGCAAUUAUUCCUGUCAUAAACAAGAUUGACUUGAAGAAUGCAGACCCUGAAAGAGUUGAGAAACAAAUUGAGAAGCUGUUUGAUAUCCCUACAGAUGAAUGUAUAAGGAUCUCUGCUAAACAAGGAACAAAUGUUGAAAAAGUUCUUCAGAAGGUCAUUGAGAAGAUUCCACCCCCCCAAUGUAAUCCUGCUGAUCCAUUGAAAGCCUUGGUGUUUGACUCCACCUUUGACCACUACCGAGGUGUCAUAGCUAACAUUGCACUCUUCGGUGGGGAGAUUCAGAAAGGGCAUAAAAUUGUGUCUGCACACACAAAGAAAAGAUACGAAGUUCAUGAAGUUGGAAUUCUGACUCCAAAUGAGCAGCCAACACACAAGCUAUAUGCUGGACAGGUGGGCUACCUGAUUGCUGGAAUGAAAGAAGUAACAGAAGCCCAAAUAGGAGACACACUGUUUAUGUAUAAAGAGCCAGUGGAGCCUUUGCCUGGCUUUAAGUCAGCGAAGCCAAUGGUUUUUGCAGGAAUGUAUCCAGUAGAUCAAACAGAGUAUAACAACCUCAAAAGUGCUUUGGAGAAGCUGACCCUGAAUGACUCCAGUGUAACUCUUCAUCGGGACAGUAGCCUUGCCUUAGGAGCUGGAUGGAGGUUGGGUUUCCUUGGUCUUUUGCAUAUGGAAGUUUUUAAUCAGCGUUUGGAGCAAGAGUAUAACAUGUCUGUGAUUUUGACUGCCCCUACAGUUCCAUACAAAGCUGUUCUUUCCUCAGCAAGGUUGAUAAAGGAGUAUGGUCAAACAGAGAUGACUAUUAUCAACCCUGCUCAGUUUCCUGAUAAACUUUCAGUUUCUGAAUAUUUGGAGCCAACUGUUCUUGGGACUAUUGUAACACCUCAUGAAUACAUUGGAAAAAUAAUUGCCUUGUGUCAGGAUCGCAGGGCAGUCCAGAGGGAUAUGUUGUACAUCGAUGAACACAGGGUUAUGCUCAAAUACCUCUUUCCACUGAAUGAAAUUGUGGUGGAUUUUUAUGAUACUCUCAAGUCUCUGUCUUCUGGCUAUGCAAGUUUUGAUUAUGAAGAUGCAGGAUACCAGGCAGCAGACCUUAUCAAAAUGGAUAUUCUUCUCAAUGGAAAUCCAGUUGAGGAACUGGCAACAAUCAUACACAAUGACAAGGCAUAUGCCAUGGGGAAGUUGCUGUGUGAACGUUUGAAAGAUGCCAUACCUAGACAGCUGUUUGAAAUAGCCAUCCAGGCUGCUAUUGGCAAGAAAAUCAUUGCAAGAGAAACGCUGAAAGCUUACAGAAAAAAUGUUGUGGCAAAAUGUUAUGGUGGAGACAUCACAAGAAGAAUGAAGCUUUUGAGAAGGCAGGCAGAAGGGAAGAAGCUGAUGAGAAAAAUUGGCAAUGUGGAAGUACCAAGAGAUGCCUUCAUACGUGUUUUGAAGAGACAAACUGACAAGUAGAGAUGAGUGACAAGCAGCUGAUGAUUCUCUCAACUUCUUGUAGACAUUAGCAGAGUAAGCUAAUGUUUGAUGGAUUGCUGCGCGAGGGAACGUGCUGGCUUGAAACAGUGUAAAUUCAAUAACUGGGAGCAUAAAUGGAAACUGUACAGAUAC
Molecule: messenger RNA, 2136 nt
Organism: Dryobates pubescens (Downy woodpecker)
Lineage: Eukaryota; Metazoa; Chordata; Aves; Piciformes; Picidae
Gene: GUF1
Product: GTP binding elongation factor GUF1
Exons: 17
Coding region: 1-1983 (660 amino acids)
Biological process (GO): positive regulation of translation
Cellular component (GO): mitochondrion
Molecular function (GO): mitochondrial ribosome binding; GTPase activity; GTP binding
Source: RefSeq, a predicted model, not a curated record